AACUCCUGUGCUGCGGCAUUCACGUGAUCUGCCUGGGCGCAGAUGUGGGCACCGGUCCGAGUGCCCGCCCUCUGUCCCCGCGGCUGGGUCCCGUCUGCUCCAGUUCCUGGGCUCCUAAUUCUUGGUCCAGCUUCCUCCAGGUCAGUGUGCGGGCCUUCCACGCUGCCAGCGGAAUGCUGGAAUGGCGGAAGGGGAACGGGUCUGCGCGUCUGUUGUUCCCAGCGCUCUGCGAAGCCUGAAAAAGAGGAGCAACCUGUCCAGAAUCCCCGCAGGGCACGAAAAGGAGGGGAAAUCUCGACAUGGAAAAACUCUACAAUGAAAAUGAAGGCAUGGCUUCAAACCAAGGAAAGAUGAAAAAUGAAGAACAGCCACAGGACGAGAGAAAGCCAGAAGUAGCUUGUACUCUGGAAGACAAGAAGUUGGAAAACGAGGGAAAGACAGAAAACAAGGGCAAAACAGGAGAUGAGGAAAUGUUAAAGGAUAAAGGAAAGCCGGAGAGUGAGGGAAAGGCAAAAGAAGAAGGAAAGUCAGAGAGGGAGGGAGAGUCAGAGAUGGAGGGAGGAUCAGAGAGAGAGGGAAAACCAGGGAUAGAGGGAAAGCCAGAGAGUCAAGGAGAGCCAGGGAGUGAAACAAGGGCUGCAGGAAAGCGCCCAGCUGAGGGUGAUGUACCCAGGAAAGCCAAAAGAAAAACUAAUAAGGGGCUGGCUCAUUACCUCAAGGAGUAUAAAGAGGCCAUACACGAUAUGAAUUUCAGCAAUGAGGACAUGAUAAGAGAAUUUGACAAUAUGGCUAAGGUGCAGGAUGAGAAGAGAAAAAGCAAACAGAAAUUGGGGGCGUUUUUGUGGAUGCAAAGAAAUUUACAGGACCCCUUCUACCCUAGAGGCCCAAGGGAAUUCAGGGGUGGCUGCAGGGCCCCACGAAGGGACAUUGAAGACAUUCCUUAUGUGUAGUGUCCCUGGCAGGCAUUUACCAGGCCAUGUGCUUUACCCCUACGGUAGUACUUUACUUUAGGCAUCCCUCCUGUUACUAGCAGCCUUUUGACCCAACUGCAACGCGGUGUUCUUAGUAGCAAAUUUUCCUCCGUUACAUGGAAAGAAUGUUGAUGGUGCAUUGUAAAAUUAAAAAACACAACUUGCAGAACCAAACAUAUGGCAUCAGUACAUUUUUGUAAAACUACAAAGAUACCUAGUAAUUUAUGUAUAGAAAACAAUUCUGAAAGCUGUGUCAACUAAAAGAUUAACAGUGGUUAUCUGUGCGUGAUUUUUUCUGUACUUUUUUGUUCAUCUGUCCAUUUUUCUCCUAAAAACAGAUUUCUUAAUCAUAAAAAUAAUAAAAGUUAAAAUAUUGGAAAACA
Messenger RNA from Macaca mulatta (Rhesus monkey), 1354 nucleotides. It is a transcript of the gene TCEAL4, whose product is annotated as transcription elongation factor A like 4. NCBI's taxonomy places the organism in Eukaryota, Metazoa, Chordata, Mammalia, Primates, Cercopithecidae. The record is from RefSeq and is a predicted model, not a curated record.